AUGGCUCUUCAACCACAAGAGGAAUGCGAAGAUCUUUUCAAUUUAUGUGACUAUAGUAGUAUUGAGACUUCUCAAUACUAUGAAAAUAUUAUUCAAAAUUCCAUAACAAAAGUUACUUUUAGUCGAAUAACAGAUAUCGUUAAUGACGAGUCAACAGCACCAUCCUCAUCAAAUAUUAGUCUAUCAUCUAAUACCGAAGAUUUCAAUGAUAUUGGCAAAAGUCUUUUAACUGCAUCUGAUAUUGAAUACAAUCUUGAAGAAUUAAUAAAAAAUACAGAAUUUAAUUUCUUCGACUUGCCAUGCAAUGAAACGAAUGAUUGGUUACAAAAAGAAAUAGAUAAGAUCGAAUUGGCAAAUAUCGAUCAAUCAAUUCAAGAUCGAAUAAUGAGCGUUGAUAAUCAACCACCAACCAACAUUCGUCGACGAUAUCGAAGUGAUGGAAAACGUCAGAUUGAAAAAUCUCGCUCAAAACCGAUAACAAUCAAAUUGCCAAACUUAAAAAAUUGUACAUUAAAUUCAAAUCAAUCAUUUUGGCUUGAGUUAAUAUUAAUAACUACCCAAGAGAAUCCUGCAAAUAAAGUGUUCAUUCAUAUUGAUCAAAUAGAAUAUCAUGCAAAUGAUUUACCAGAAUGUGACCAUGGAUUUGUACGGAUUCCAUUAACUCCAACAGAUAUUCAAAGAGAAAUAAAGCAAUUAGCUCGUAUAUCAAUCAUCAAAGAAAAAUUAGAUGCAUAUACAUUUAAAUUAAUACCAUUCAAUCAGUUAUCAAUAGAUAAUUCAGUUGAAAUAUAUGAAAAUGAAAAUGUAAAAUCACUCAUUAAAAAAGCAAAAUGUUUUCGUGAUACAUACGAUUUAAAAUCAGGUCGUAUUGUUUGUCAAUUACUUAUUAAACAAAACGAGACGUGGCAUAUGACAAAUAUUGUAUGUGAAACAGAUAUUAUGAAAGAAAUAGAAAAACCCAAAAAACCAAAUAAGCGAUCAAAAUCUUCUAAUGUCAGAGAUGAUGAUGAUGACGAUGACGAUGACUAUUCAGUUCAUUGUCGAAGUUUACCAAAGAAACAAAAACGAUCUCUACCAUUAAUGAAAGGUUUACUGGUAAAACGAAUUAAAAAAUCACAAAACUAA
Messenger RNA from Rotaria sp. Silwood2, 1125 nucleotides. The record is from the annotation of a GenBank genome assembly. NCBI's taxonomy places the organism in Eukaryota, Metazoa, Rotifera, Eurotatoria, Philodinida, Philodinidae.